Debaryomyces tyrocola is the source of this 792-nucleotide messenger RNA. The record is from the annotation of a GenBank genome assembly. Lineage: Eukaryota; Fungi; Ascomycota; Pichiomycetes; Serinales; Debaryomycetaceae.
AUGUUCAGUAGACAAUUAUUACGUUCAAUUGCUUUCAAAAACUCGAUUCCAACUGCAAGAAGUGCAAUUGGCCAAUACGCCAGAUCUGGUGUUCAGUUAGGUCGUACUCAGUUAUAUUCUACGUUCAAUGCUGCAGAGCAACCAAGAAUAAGAAUUGGCUCUGUGGCACCAAACUUCACUGCCGAAACUACUGAAGGUAAAAUUGAUUUCCAUGAAUACAUUGGUAAUCAAUGGAUCGUUUUAUUUUCCCAUCCAGCGGACUUCACCCCAGUCUGUACUACAGAAUUGGGAGCUUUCGCAAGACUUGCCCCGGAAUUCAGCGAAAGAGGUGUUAAGUUGAUUGGUUUAUCUACUGAAGGUGUUGAAAGCCACAAAGCAUGGAUAAAGGAUAUUGAAGAUGUUACUUCCGGUGGUGCUAAGUUUACUUAUCCUAUCAUUGCCGAUGCUGACAGAAAGGUUGCAUUUUUGUAUGACAUGUGUUCUGCAUCGGAUUUCGAAAACAUUGGUAAGGGUAUGGUUCCAACUGUCAGAUCUGUGUUCAUUAUUGACCCAGCUAAGAAGGUAAGAUUAAUCAUGACCUAUCCUGCGUCAACUGGUAGAAACUCUUCUGAAGUUUUGAGAGUUAUCGAUGCUUUACAAUUAGCUGACAAGGAUGGUGUUGCCACUCCAAUUGAUUGGUCUGUUGGUGAGGAUGUCAUUAUUCCUCCAAGUGUUUCAGAUGAGGAUGCAAAGACCAAGUUCGGUGACUUCACAAUGUUGAAGUCUUACUUAAGAACUACAAAGUCUUCUUAA